This is a messenger RNA of Polyodon spathula (Mississippi paddlefish), 4887 nucleotides long. Its product is annotated as alpha-1A adrenergic receptor-like. Gene Ontology annotation, molecular function: alpha1-adrenergic receptor activity. The transcript has 3 exons. The coding region runs from base 736 to 2082 and encodes 448 amino acids. The record is from RefSeq and is a predicted model, not a curated record. Gene Ontology annotation, biological process: adenylate cyclase-activating adrenergic receptor signaling pathway; cell-cell signaling; positive regulation of cytosolic calcium ion concentration. Lineage: Eukaryota; Metazoa; Chordata; Actinopteri; Acipenseriformes; Polyodontidae. Gene Ontology annotation, cellular component: membrane.
GAGAGAGAGAGAGAGAGAGAGAGAAGUGAGUCACUUCCAAUUAGCCUUUCAGAACGGAGUUUCUUUGUGAGAGACACGAACGACGGGACCUUCGCGUUUCCAAGAGCAGAGAGGAGUCAGAUUUCAACCCGACUGGCACAGAGAUGCAGACGAGCGCAGAGCAACAAGCGGCAUUCACCCUCAGCACCCCCCAGGCGCGUCUCGGAGACCUAACCCGCGCUUGACUCUUCUAUUUCACUGUGAGGAACGUAUUUCUUGUCCUUUGUUUUGACAGCACGCUGCUGCUGUUCAGAAAGAAACAACGUUUGCUGAUACCUGCAUUGUGAAACGCCGAGGGGGCUUCAUUGCUGGCAGGGGCGCUGACACAACGCGGCUCACAGAACAGAGCGGGCUGUUUUUUGUCAUACAGCUGGACUGGAGAGAUCGUUUUUGCAGUAUUGCAAAACCCUCCUGUUCCCACAGUAAUAAAAAACCCCUUUGCGUGUCAGAAGAUGCACUCAACAUGCCCUUUCCACUAGAACUAUUUGCCAUAAGACCCUGCCAAGCUUUUUUUUUAUGACGGAACAUGCUUAAUUUCCUUUUACUCCACUUAAGAAAAACAAACAAAAAAUAUCUUGAGAGCAGCCCAUUGAAAAAGUGGCGGGAGAAGAUAAAUUACGACCACUUUCUACGUUAAACCUCAUGUGAAUUUUUAAAAAAUACCUCCCCCGUAUUCCUGCGGUUUUCUGCGGAGCGAUGGUCCUGCUUUUGGAAACCGCUCCUCCUGGGAUCCUCUCCAACUGUUCCAACUGCACUCAGACUGCGGGUGCGGGGGUGGACCUCACGAAGGCUCUGACCCUGGGGCUGAUUCUAGGGGUCUUCAUCAUGUUCGGGAUCCUGGGGAACAUCUUGGUCAUCCUGUCGGUGGUCUGCCACCGCCACCUGCAGACGGUCACUCACUACUUCAUCGUGAACCUGGCGGUGGCCGACCUACUGCUCAGCUCCGUUGUGCUGCCCUUCUCUGCCACCUUCGAGAUCCUGGGCCGCUGGGUCUUCGGCAGGAUCUUCUGCAACAUCUGGGCAGCGGUGGACGUGCUGUGCAGCACCGCCUCCAUCAUGAGCCUGUGCGUGAUCUCCGUGGACCGCUACGUGGGGGUCAGCUACCCGCUGCGCUACCCCACCAUCAUGACGGAGCGUCGCGGGCUCCUGGUGCUGCUGGGGCUCUGGGCUCUGUCCAUCACCAUCUCCAUCGGGCCCCUCUUCGGAUGGAAGGAGCCAGAGCCGGAGGACGAGAGCGUGUGUAAGAUCACGGAGGAGCCCGGCUACGCCAUCUUCUCUGCGUUCGGCUCCUUCUACGUGCCGCUCAUCGUCAUCCUGGUGAUGUACUGCCGGGUGUACGUGGUGGCCAAGCGGGAGACGCGCGUGCUGUGGUCCGGGGUGAAGACGGAGAGAGCGGGCUGCGCGGUAGAGGAGGUGACCCUGCGCAUCCACCGGGGGAACACUGUCACCCCCCCCAGCGACGAGGCCCUGAAGAGCCGCACCCACUUCUCCAUCCGCCUGCUCAAGUUCUCGCACCAGAAGAAGGCCGCCAAGACCCUGGGCAUCGUGAUGGGCUGCUUCAUCCUCUGCUGGCUACCUUUCUUCAUCGUACUGCCCAUUGGGUCUAUUUUCCCUGCUUACCGCCCCUCGGAGACCGUCUUCAAAAUCACGUUCUGGCUCGGAUACUUCAACAGCUGCAUCAACCCCAUCAUCUACCCUUGCUCCAGCCAGGAGUUCAAGAAGGCCUUCCAGAACGUGCUGAACGGGGGUCCGGGCCCCAAGACACCCCCGCUGGGGCUCCCGGAGGGACACAGGGACUCCAGGCCAGUGUCCUGCCAGCUGUCCCAGGGAGGGGGCAGCGCGGAGUGGAAGGGGUUCCCGGGGCUGGGGCUGGGGGAUCGUUCGUGCUGCGGGGCCACGGCCGCCUGCGUGCACAGUAAGAGCCUGCUGCAAGCUUGCUGCUGCGUUGCCACGGAAACCACACCCCCGCCACUCAGGCUGAGCCCCCUGCCUGUCAUCAAGGUGCACAAGCUUUCGCUGUGCGAGAAUGGGGAGGCUGUGUAACCACAGCGACCAGGGAUCCUGGACCUAGCCCUGACUCAGCGCACUCUGAACUACAAGAUCCUGGAACAAAGAAGGAACUGGAGACCUUCCCAGAGCCGCUUCUCAAUGGGACUGGUGUGCUCAUCAGACCCCUGGUGUUACUCAAGCAAACUGAGGGGGAAAGAAAGCAUUUCCAGAGUCUGCAGUUCACUGAAUACUGUGGGACAGGACUCUCUUGUAAGUGAGGAUUUCUGUACAGCACUGGCCCCGGUCCUCUCCAGAGUGGGCGUGGCUCAUCCGUCUCCUAACUCCUCCCACAGCUAGCUGAGCUCACAGUUCUGACUGUGUUCUAGAAUUCCUGUUAUGAUGUCACUGCUUUGCACACGGGAAUGGGAAGCACAGCAUUGAAGCCCAGGCAGACAGAACUAUGAGCAACACCAAAUGCCUUCCUUUAGAAAAGUGUCCCUCAAUAAAAGCAUUGCACAGUAUUGUAGACAAGCACGGUAAAGAUAGAUACAGCCCAGUGAGGUAUGGUAAAGCAUACUGCAUAAGCGUGGCAAACCAUGGUAAAGGCACAGUGUAACUAGUAUGCAAACUGACUGCGGUAACUGAUUUGUAAGUGUUAUCUUGAAGCCUAUGCAAAGACGAAUGCAAAUCUUAUGAGAGGAAUGUGAACAUGUCUAACUGCUGAAGCAGCAGAGCUGCAGGGAGGAAGGAGGGGGCAGUGGGGUUUUUUUGUUCCGAGUCAGUAUUUUAUUUCUCUCUUGCUUCUAAGAGCUCCGAGGCUGCCCCUGUGUGCAGUAAUUCAUGUUUUAUUGUGAUGUGCACUGACAGUUUGAAUAUUCACACAGACAAUACAACUCAAAGCCGAUGCUAAACGGAAAAAAAAAAAAAAACACUUUGUGUCCUUGCACAGGGUUUAUUUUAGUCAAAGACAUGAAUGUAAAAAUGUGACCUUGGAUUCCUUGGCAGUUUGUUCAGGAUGGGGGCUGGGAUGUGGGGAUGGAUGUGUGGAGUGUGCACACAGCUCUGAAAGUCUUGUUUGAUGUUAAGUUCUACUUCUCUAUGUUGGUCGUGCCAUUUCAACAGCUGCUCUUCCAUUCAUACAGAGCGAUUCCUCACAUUGUAAAUCACUUACUGCGUGAGAGCUCAGCCAGUCACUGGAAAGGAUUUCAUCUGCUCUUGUGUAUAGGUGACACCAUCCUGAAGUUUGAAAAACAAUAGCAGAGUACAGCCUUUGUAUUUCUUUGUAUGUUGAUCAUUUUGCACAGUUUGAGCUCAGCCUUGCUUUGUAUUCCUCUCGUUCAAAUUGCACAAGACGACAUCGCUUUCAACUGUGAGACACGCCCUGCACUCAAUGAAUAAUAUACCUGUCAAAAUGGCUGGGAUUUGAAAAUGAAUCCAAUCUUUUCCUUUUCAUAAUCAGACUGGAUUCAAAAUGAAUGCCCAAAGGAUUAUUUUUCUCAUGGAUUGGGAAUGUAGAAGAAGGAUUUAUUUCUGAUGCAAAUAUGGGACUUUAUCGUCUGUCUCCCUUUGAAGCCCUGACUCCACAAAUGUGGAUUUCAAAUUAUGUGUUCAAUGUAUCAAAUGACCCUUGAGUAUAAUGUUAAAAGAGAAGUUUAAAAUCAAUUUAUUCAGCCUAUAUAUUUUGAUAAUGUUUCAGAAAACGUUGGUACUGAAGUGGACAGAUGUUUUCACCUUCUAUAACAUACUAUAAAAUAAAAUAUCUGUGUGCUGUACGGGCUGUCCUGCACCCCCAGUUCCCACUCCCAGUGCUCCCAGUCUGGGAAAGCAGCUGUCAGAGUGACGCUCCCAGUGAUCUGGGCACGUCAGGCAAUGGUUUCCAGUUUAAAUGUUGUACUACCUGUGUGUUUUUAUGUCAUGUGUUUGAGUAAAACAAGAAGAUAUUUUAAGAGCCUGAGUCUGUGUCCCACGCCCCAGUUUUAACAGGCAGGGAUACAGCUCAAUAUAAUGAAGGGUAGACCUGGACAGUGCCUGUCACACAAUGAAACCUCUGCUCAAGCUCUGGAAAGGCAAAGAGAUAAAAAAUUCAAAGAAAACGCUGAACAUUCACUAAAGUGCAGCCAACCUGCAUCUGGCUGAAAGGAGAAAGUGGGCAGCGAUCCCACCCUGCUGACUUUACCUCCAUCAGACUCCACGCUUUAUUCAUAGAGUCGCGUUUGUCAUUCCAGAGAGCUAUAGAUAGUCUGUGGGAUAAACACAAAGCAUGCAGCUCCAGUCAUUAUCUCUGAAAGACGUUGCACUCUAUACCACUCUCAUGCAAACAUCAUGAAGCAGCUAAUUGAUAAAGUGCUCUCUCAUUCCAUCUCAUUAGCCAGAGCACACUGACACACUCACACUGACACACGCACAAGUUAAAUGAAAUGAAUUGUGAGAUUUUUGUGCAAUGCUGGUAUGAAGGAAAGCCUCCAGGCCGAUUCCCAGCCAGUCCCAUUGGAGAGCCGCUCAGUCCAGCCUCAUGCUGCCCCUCCCUGGAUGCCUCUUGAGUUGCCUUCUAAAUCUAUAGUGUGGUCUGUGCAAAAUCCCCCAUAUUAUACAUGCAUUCUCAUGAUUUUAAAAGCUUUGGCUAUGCAAGAUGCGCUUUACAAACAGAAAGCUACCCCCCCCACCCCCCAAACAGAAACUCGACCCUGGCUCACAAAGGUUAAUCCCAGGAUGCCACUCUGUGCUAGGCCGAGACGCAGUUUUUGAGGAAAAAUUUCCAGGAUUGCAUUCUGAUUGCUAGGUGGUUGUUAUGUUUGUUUUUUAAUAGGGUUAUAAAGUUAUACUGCCGUGCAGAUAAGUGAUUAAACUGACCUAAACCCC